GUAGUACGUGGAGUUCUCGCGGAUGGCUGAAGCAGUACACGUGUCAUUCACUUCCGCUGUGUUCCGCUCGUUUCCGUGUGUGGGCAAACAUGGAGGAGGAGAAGAUUCACGUGGAUUUAGAGGAUUUCUCCGAGGAGCAGUUCAUGGAGAGUUUCAUGAGGGAUAUUCAGAGUGAAGAGGGCGUUUUCAUCAUCGGGAUAUUAGUGGCUCUAGCGCUCGUGAUUCUCACUAUCGUGUUCUUUGGGAAUUUCUGGGGCUCCAGUAAAGCCAGGAACGCUGUGCUGCUGCUGGGACUCUGUGACUCUGGGAAAACUCUUCUGUUCACUCGAUUAUUACUAGGGAAGUUUGUAAGAACACAGACGUCCAUCACCGAGAACAGCACCACAUACAAGAGCAAAAAUGAAAGAGGCAGCAGUUGGACUCUUAUCGAUGUUCCUGGUCAUGAAAGUUUAAGAGUUCAGAUUGUGGAGAAGUACAAGGCCGUGGCUCAAGCCAUCGUGUUUGUGGUGGACAGCAGCGUCUUCCAGAAGGACGUCAGAGAUGUGGCUGAGUUUCUCUACUCCAUCCUCACAGACAACGUAGUGGCAAAAAAUGCCCCGACACUUGUGGUAGCCUGCAACAAACAAGAUAUCUCUAUGGCAAAAUCAGCCAAAUUAAUUCAGCAGCAGUUGGAGAAGGAGUUGAAUACUCUGAGAAUGACGCGUUCUGCGGCCCUAUCCUCUCAGGACGGGGCUGUUGGGGGCUCGGUGUACCUGGGUAAGAAAGGCAAAGAUUUCGAGUUCACCCAGCUGCCCAAUCGGGUGGAGUUCAUCGAGUGCAGCGCUCUUGGAAGCAAAGGAGAAGACGGAGAUGCUGAUAUUCACAAUCUAGAGAAUUGCCUGGCCAAGAUCUGAAGAGCUUAAAUCUCCACAACUGGAAUUAAGCUAAUUCAUAAACUUGUAACAUCGAGCAUAUUUUUUUGUCAUCUUUGGAAUUUUCUUUCAGUGUUGUUGUACCUGUCCAACAGUAUACAACAUGUCCCAACAGAUACUGCACGCUGUAUAUUCAACCAGAAUCAAAGUAUGCUGUGUGAAUGCAAAUAUUGGCAACAUUUGCUUUUCCUUGCCUUAGUGUUUUCACUUUCACUCCAAGACUCUUUUUAAGUUCAAACUGGAGCCAGGUCAACAUUUUACUUCUAUUCAAUUGUUGUUUUUUGUUUUACUAGAGGCAAGUGAGACCGUAAGUUAUAUUAAAGACUGAUUAUGACUACUA
Carassius carassius (crucian carp) is the source of this 1251-nucleotide messenger RNA. RefSeq names its product signal recognition particle receptor subunit beta-like. The coding region runs from base 90 to 893 and encodes 267 amino acids. Gene Ontology annotation, biological process: intracellular protein transport; vesicle-mediated transport. Gene Ontology annotation, cellular component: cytoplasm; plasma membrane. The transcript is spliced from 7 exons. Lineage: Eukaryota; Metazoa; Chordata; Actinopteri; Cypriniformes; Cyprinidae. The record is from RefSeq and is a predicted model, not a curated record. Gene Ontology annotation, molecular function: GTP binding.